AUGACGCGUACAAGAAGUAAAGUGAACGCGGAACAACCGCAAGACAUCUACAGCGACGAGGAGCUAGAAACCGCGACUCCCGCGCAAAAGAUGGCGGCCGCGCCCGCGCCAUUAUUUUCACAUGGCAACAGAGACGAUGCAUCAAGCAUUCCCCAUUCCUCUGUGCCACCUCCGCAUCAGCAUGAACACCAGGAGUUCCAGCAUAAUGACGCCGAGGGUGAUGAUGCAACGCGCAUUCCCCACCGCCCCUCCGCCCCUCACAUUGCUGACGCAACAUUCUCACAGCAGAGUGUUUCUAUGCUCCUCGAAGGCCUACAAAGAACGCAAACGAACGCUAUAAAGGAAAUUCUAGACAGCGUUCUCGGCCACCGCGCGAUGACCUCGACUCCCGCGCCGGUGCCUACUGAAAGUGGGAAUUUUGCGCGUUGUAAGGCUGUGUUUAGCGGCGCACCUACCGAGUCCAUAGAAGGAUUUAUAGACGCAGUAGAAAGCUAUAAAGAGUGUGCCAACGUGACUGAUAGUAAUGCAAUAAAAGGUAUGUCAAUGUUGCUAACGCAUGACGCGGCCACCUGGUGGCAGGGCAUUAAAAAUCAAGUGACUACAUGGGACGAGGUCGUAAUUAACCUACGGAGCGCCUACGGCGACCGACGGCCGCCCCAUAGAAUUUACCGCGACUUAUUCGCAACCGAACAACAGAUCGAGAAUACCGACGUGUUUGUUGCUAAAGCGCGCGCCCUGUUAUCAAGGCUACCACAGAAUGAUUUGACUGAAAAAGUUAAAUUAGACAUGAUUUACGGCCUUUUAAACGUGCGAAUAAGAAAACGACUCCGCAGAGAGGAAUUUACUACAUUCGCCGAGUUAUUACAACAUGCUAGAAACAUCGAAGACUCCAUGGGAGAAGAGGAGCGACGAGCAUCAACAGCGAGGCAAUCGCCGGCCGGCGCGAGUACUUUCCGUACCGCCCCGGCCCCCUCCGCUGCCGGCGCGCAGACACGAGGCGUGCCCGCGGUGCGCGCGCAGCCCGCGGCCUCCGCCGCGCUGCCGCUGCCGCCGCCGCCCCGCGCUGCCGCAGCCCUGCACGCGCCCGCGCAGCCGCAGCCGCAACAGCGCGGCGUGCCCGGCGUGAACGCGCCUCUUCGGGCUUCCCCGACGACCUCGGCCUCCGCCUCGGGUCCCGCCCGACCCUACUGUACCUACUGCAAGCGCUACGGUCACCGCCGUGAACAGUGCCGUAAGUUGGAGAACAGAGGUGAGUCUUUCAGAGACACUAAUAACGCGAGUGAAAAUGCCGACGAUGACGACUUGUUGGCAUGUAGCAUCGGUGAUAGUCCCGUCAAACGUCGCGACUUACGUCCCAUUUUCAAAAUCGAGAUUUUGGGAGUAAAUGGUACAGCUUUAAUUGAUACUGCCGCGAAACAUUGUAUUGCCGGUCACACGCUAUAUGCUCUCCUUCUACGUAAAGGCCACCCGCUCACGCCUUCGACGAGGCAGAUUAAACUCGCCGACGGCCACGCACGUGAGAUGAACGUUCUCACUACCACGUUGCAGGUCCGGUUGGAACACGUUAUCAUCACAAUACCAUUUCUUAUUUUCCCCGAGUCCGGCGACAACGAGACGUUGCUGGGUAUAGAUUUCCUUAGGGCUAUGGGUGUCGUUAUUAAUCUCUCCAAAGAAAUAUGGUAUUUUGACAAGAAUCCUCGUGUUAAACAUACUCUACUUUUCGAACCAACUUCGCGUGGCACUACUUGUGCCUCCACAGACGUUCUCCGGGAUGACGAGGGUACUCAGCUGGAGUCAGCAGAGCGAGAGGAACUCGCCCAGAUCCUCGUUAGGCACGCGCACAUUUUUCGUCCAGGGGGAGCGCCUACACCUUUCGCGGAACACCGUAUAGAUACGGGUGAGCACCCACCGAUAGCAGUGCCCCCAUACCGUCUGAAUCCUGCGAAGAAAGAGGUUAUGAAAAAAGAAAUCGAGAAAAUGUUGCAGGAAGAUAUAAUUGAAGAAUGCGAGUCUGCAUGGUGCGCUCCGGCGUUGAUGAUCCCAAAGGCUCGUGGCGGCGUCAGGUUCUGUGUAGAUUACAGGCGCCUGAAUGCUGUUACCAGGUCGGACACGUACCCCAUGCCGCUGAUUGAUGAGCUGCUGCAAUCAACAAAAAGGAACUGCUUCAUGAGCACGCUUGACCUUAAAUCGGGUUACUGGCAAGUUAGCGUCCGAGAAGAAGAUAGGGAUAAGACGGCCUUCAUAUCUCCUCUCGGCAUAUAUCGCUUCAAGCGCAUGCCCUUCGGCCUCAAGAACGCGCCUGCCACAUUCCAGCGGCUCAUCGACCGCCUCCGCUCCUGCUCAUCUUUAAAGGAUGUAGUUCUAUUGGCCUACUUAGAUGACCUUCUGAUAAUCUCAGAGGGGUUUCAACAGCAUCUCAAAGACCUCGAGGCAAUUUUCGAACGCCUGACUGAAUACAACCUCUGUGUCAAUAGGGAGAAGUGUGUCUUUGCAAGGGAGAAAGUAAAGUACCUUGGACACAUAAUCACACAGGAAGGCGUCUCCAUCGACAAUGAUAAAGUCAGUUCUGUACUCGAGAUGAAGGAACCGACCAAUCUCAAGCACAUGAGAACUUUCCUUCAAACGUGCUCGUGGUUUAGGAAAUUUAUUCCUAACUUUUCCCAAGUGGCUGAACCACUAACACGUUUGACACGAAAGAACCAAGCAUGGACUUGGGGCGCAGCUCAAUCACAAGCGUUCAAUGAACUCAAGCGGUUGCUGACUUCAGCGCCCAUUUUGAUUCAAGCUGAUUUUAGUAAAGCAAAUGUUGUGGCCGACACCUUAAGUAGGCCGAUCUGCUCGGGAGAAACCCGCGAUCAAUGCGGCAUUUGCUCUGUAAUAAUAGACGUACCUGUGAAGAAACCGGAUCUGUUGAGGCAGGAGCAGCUGGCAGAUCCAGAACUGGAGAAGAUUGUCAAAGAACUUGAAGCCAAUGACGAAGUCGCAGCCCAGCGUUGGACGGAGCGGGGAUAUAUGAUGGAUCAAGGAGUGUUGUACCGGUAUAACCCCGACUCAGACAGUGAAUCACCACAACUCGUAGUUCCAGCUGACCAGCAGGAAGACAUCUUGAAGCAAUGUCAUGACUCUGCGGUAGCAGGGCAUCCUGGAAUUGACAAUACUUACCGAAAAGUAUCGCAGCUGUAUUACUUCACUGGAAUGCGCAGGAUAAUAACUGACUACGUGAAAGCUUGCGUUCAAUGCCAAAGAUAUAAGGCCAGCAAUAACAAGCCUCCAGGCCUCCUCCAGACGCCCGUCAUGAACCAACGUAACGAGGUGUUGGCCAUAGAUCUAUUCGGCCCAUUACCAGAAGGAGAGGAAGGAGAACGGUGGAUAUUGCUCGUUGAAGACACGGCCACAAGAUGGGUAGAGCUGUAUGCGAUAAAGGAUGCUACAGCUGAAGCCUGCGCACGUGUCCUCAUCGAAGAGUUCUUCAUGCGGUAUGGGUUGCCUCGCAGGAUCAUAUCUGACAAUGGAGUCCAGUUCAUCUCGGCAGUCAUGCGCCAAUGUAUGUCAGUCCUGGGUGUGACACAGAACUUGGUGCCACUAUAUCACCCAGAAGCCAACCCAGCAGAAAGAAAAAACCGCGACCUUAAGGCACAGUUAGCACGAUUGGUUGAAGGAGACCAUAGGACCUGGCCCAAGAACUUGCCGGUAAUCAGAUUUGCCCUGAAUAGUGCCGUGUGUCGUACAACAGGAACAACACCAGCUUACCUGACAUUCGGAAGGGAGUUGCGGUCACCUUCGGAAGCAACACAUGACCAACGUGCCAUACUUGACAAAGAUAACUUUGUCCCACAAAUUACACCCUACUUACGACGAUUCCUAAACUCUUUAUCGGCGAUUAGAGAAAGAGUCGAAAAGCAGCAGGAUAAGGCGAAAGAAUACGCCGAUCAGUCGCGUCGUCAGGUGGACUUUCAAGUGGGUGAUAAGGUCCUCCUAAAAUCACACCUUUUGAGCAAAGGUUCAAAGGCAGUCACUGCAAAGUUCAUGCCGAGACGUGAUGGUCCUUACGUCAUCGCCAAGAAGAUAAGCCCUACGACGUACAACAUUGCGCGUAUGGAGCUGCCUCAUGAGAUUAUACGGAAGUACCAUGUUCAAGAUUUGACUCGGUUCAUUGGUAACGAUGAUACUCCGCCUGAACCAGUUAACCCCGUCAAGAAACGCGGACGACCGAAGAAGGUUGAUGAGCAGCUAGUCCAGGAACGAGGGCGUACACCUGAACUAGAGGGGGAGUAUAUAGCAAAUCAUGUUAAUACAAAUAACCGCGUUUUGCCCAAGAGGGCCUCCCGACGACGCAUGCCAGCUAGAUAUGCUGCGAGUGUGAGUGUGGUGCCAGGGUAA
Molecule: messenger RNA, 4380 nt
Organism: Aricia agestis (brown argus)
Lineage: Eukaryota; Metazoa; Arthropoda; Insecta; Lepidoptera; Lycaenidae
Exons: 3
Coding region: 1-4380 (1459 amino acids)
Biological process (GO): DNA integration
Molecular function (GO): nucleic acid binding
Source: RefSeq, a predicted model, not a curated record